This is a messenger RNA of Gymnodraco acuticeps, 1717 nucleotides long. RefSeq names its product probable phosphatase phospho1. Lineage: Eukaryota; Metazoa; Chordata; Actinopteri; Perciformes; Bathydraconidae. The transcript has 2 exons. The record is from RefSeq and is a predicted model, not a curated record. Bases 297 to 1076 code for a protein of 259 amino acids. Gene Ontology annotation, molecular function: phosphatase activity.
CUCUUUACACAUUUCUUCUAAAAUAGGACAUUAUGCAUAAUGACUACUUUUUACUUUGGAAAAAGAAUGUGCCUCUCCUGGGCUUUUAACUUGAAAGAUCACGCCGGAAGUUGUGUUGACGCUAACUUGACGGAGUGGCUUUAAAUGGGAAUACCCUCUGCUGCUGUGGGAGUCUCCUUUAACGAAUCCCGUCGCGUCACUGGGAUGCGGUCGCCGGAGCCGGGCACAUAGCCGAACACCCCAGCUCUUGCUCACUGCCGAGAGGGACCACUCAACAUUUCCUCCACCCACCAAAGAUGACAGCUCCACCAAACCUGAGCCAUGCAGCGCCGCAGCAACAGCGCUUUUUGGUGUUGUUCGACUUUGAUGAGACCAUCAUCAAUGAGAGCAGCGAUGAUGCUGUGGUGCGAGCUCUACCGGGCCAACACCUCCCCGACUGGCUGAGAAACAGCUACAGGGAGGGGCACUACAACGAGCACAUGCAGAAGGUCCUGGUCUACAUGGCGGAGCAGGGUGUGUCCGAGGACUCCAUCCGUUCAGCAGUGGAGAAGAUCCAGCCCUCCCCCGGCCUCCUGAGCCUCUUCCAGUACCUGCACAGCCACCAGCAGGACUUUGAGCUGGCAGUGGUCUCCGACGCCAACAUGUACAUCAUCGAGACGUGGCUGGAGCGUGCCGGCGUGCGUCACCUUUUCCGGAAGAUUUUCACAAACCCGGCAAGUUUCGGUGACACCGGCUGCCUCGUGCUGCUCCCGUUCCACUCCCACUCGUGCUCCUGUUGCCCUGAAAACAUGUGCAAGCAGGUGAUCCUUCGAGAGUAUCUGGCAGGCCGGCAAAAGGAGCGUGGAGGGGCCCCCUUCCAGAAAGUGUUCUAUAUCGGAGAUGGGGCCAAUGAUAUAUGUCCCUCUUUGGCUCUGGGGCCCCGGGACACUGCUUUCCCCAGGAGGGACUUCCCCAUGCACAAGCUGCUUCUGGAGAGGCAGCAGGCCCAGGCGGCCAAGUUCAAGGCAAACGUCGUUCCCUGGGUCAGUGGAGAGGACAUAGUGGACUGCCUGAAGAAAAUAAUGGAGGAGAGAUGAGGUGUGUGAGUGUGUGUGUUGGUUUAAGUACUUUAGGGGGGCACAAACAGCAAAGGUGCACAAACCCCAGUCCUGGUGAGAAGCAGGACAUGCAUGAUUUUAACCCAGCCACACUUGCUACAACCUAUAAAGAGUAGUUUGAUUAGAAAUAUAUAUUUCAGAAUUUCCCUUUCUCAUGGAGUUAGAUUUUUAUAAAUCCACCACUAGGAUAUCUGUACAGUUACUAUGUAGACGGUGAAAGGAGCCAGUAUAAAGCUUAGUAUUAAGAAUGUAAAACAGGGGGAUACUUCUGUCAGGCUACAUCCAAAAGUGAUCAAAUCUUAUACAAAUACGUAACAUGUUAAAAAAAAAAAUGCAAUGUUAAGAGACUUUUAGAGGUACAGAAAGACAGAUUUCCGAAAAUGUUGAACUAUUCCUUUAAUGCUUGCAUGGUCUCAAAGCCUUCUGUUAUCUAAUUCAAAAGAAUUGGCUUGAUCAAUAUAGAGAUAAAUAGUAUUGAUGAUGCGUAUAAGUUCUGGUUUUCGACCGCUUAUAAUCUUUAAAAAAAAGUUGUGCCUAGUGUGCUCUGGAGGGAGCUAAGUCCAACACAGUCAGCUCAAUUAAAACCUCUAAACAUCCUUAAAUAUGAAUGUAACUUAGGG